Molecule: messenger RNA, 651 nt
Organism: Peromyscus eremicus (cactus mouse)
Lineage: Eukaryota; Metazoa; Chordata; Mammalia; Rodentia; Cricetidae
Gene: Tldc2
Product: TBC/LysM-associated domain containing 2
Exons: 6
Coding region: 1-651 (216 amino acids)
Biological process (GO): response to oxidative stress
Cellular component (GO): nucleus
Source: RefSeq, a predicted model, not a curated record
AUGAAAGGCCGGAGAUGGCGGUACACUCAGCUGCCCACCCAGGUGGAGGACACCCUGUCUGGGGAAGAGGGCGAGGAGGAGGAAGAGGAGGAGGAGAAAGUGGAGGCAGUCCCAGCCCCAGCCCCUCAGGACCCCGUAGAGCCUCAGCUGACAGAAGCCAGCCAGGUCCUGGGUGCCUCAGAGAUUAGGCAGCUCAGUCUCCACCUACCCCCAAGAGUCACUGGCCACCCCUGGAGUCUGGUCUUCUGCACAUCAAGGGACGGCUUUAGUCUUCGGAGACUAUACCGGCAGAUGGAGGGUCACAGUGGGCCAGUACUGCUGGUGUUGAGAGACCAGGAUGGACAGAUGUUUGGCGCCUUCUCCUCCUCAGCUAUCCGACUCAGCAAAGGCUUCUAUGGCACCGGCGAGACAUUCCUCUUCUCAUUCUCCCCACAGCUAAAGGUCUUCAAGUGGACAGGAAACAACUCUUUCUUCGUGAAAGGAGACCUGGACUCACUGAUGAUGGGCAGUGGAAGCGGCCAGUUUGGGCUGUGGUUGGAUGGAGACUUGUACCACGGGGGAAGCUACCCCUGUGCUACCUUUAACAAUGAAGUGCUGGCCCGGCAAGAGCAAUUUUGCAUCGAGGAGCUGGAGGCCUGGGUUCUGAGCUGA